AUGACAUCAAAAGAGCCCGUCAUCAUCGUGGGCGCCGGCCUCGCCGGGCUCGUCGCCGCGUUCGAGCUGCAGGAGAGAAACGUGCCGGUCAUCUUCGUCGAUCAGGAGAACGAGAACAACCUGGGCGGGCAGGCCUUUUGGUCGCUCGGGGGCAUUUUCUGCGUCGACUCGGCCGAGCAGCGGCGCAUGGGCAUCAAGGACUCGCGCGAGCAGGCCUGGCGCGACUGGCAGGGCUCGGCCGCUUUUGACCGCGACGACGAGGAUGUCUGGCCGCGCCGCUGGGCGCGCGCCUUUGUCGACUUUGCGACGGACGAGAUGGAGAGCUAUGUCAAGGCGCGCGGCAUGGGCUUCAUGGCCAACGUCGGCUGGGCUGAGCGCGGCGACGGCACCGCCACCGGCCAUGGCAACUCGGUGCCGAGAUUCCACCUGACUUGGGGCACCGGACCGGAGGUCGUCCGGGUCUUCGCCGAGCCGGUCAAGAAGGCGGCUGAGAAGGGCCUCGUGCAGUUCCAGUGGCGGCAUGUCGUGGACGAGGUCAUCAUCGAUGAGUCGUCGGGCCGCGCCGUCGGCGUUAGGGGCCGCAUCCUCGAGCCGGACGAUUCAGCACGAGGCGUAAAGUCGUCCCGCGUCGAGGUCGAUCGCUUUGAGCUGCGCGGCGCCGCCGUGCUCGUCUCGUCGGGCGGCAUCGGCGGCAACGUGGAGGCCGUCAAGGCUGCCUGGCCGGUCGAUAAGCUGGGCCCGAAGGUGCCUGAGCACUUUGUUAUCGGUGUUCCUGCACACGUUGACGGCCGCAUGAUUGGCAUCGCGGAGACGGCGGGCGCGCACGUCAUCAAUCGCGACCGCAUGUGGCACUACACUGAGGGCCUCCAGAACUGGAAUCCCAUCUGGCCCGGCCACGGUAUUCGAGUCCUGCCCGCGCCCUCGUCGCUGUGGCUCGAUGCCACUGGCAAGCGCCUGCCUCCAUUCCUGUUCCCGGGCACUGACACGCGCGGCACGCUCAAGUACAUCUGCAGCACCGGAUACGACUACACGUGGUUCAUCCUCGACCAGGCCAUAAUCGCGCGCGAGUUCGCCCUCUCCGGCUCCGAGCAGAACCCCGACAUCACUGGCAAGAGCAUCUGGCUGCUCCUGACACGGAUCUUCGGCUCCAAGGGCACCGUUCCCGUCCAGAAUUUCCAGAAGCACGGCAAAGACUUUGUCGUCCGCGACACGCUGGAGGAGCUGGUCGAGGGCAUGAACAAGCUCGCCGCCGAGCGCAACGGCCCAGCCCUCGAGCUGGCCCAGAUCCGGGACGUGGUCGAGGCGCGCGACGCGCAGAUGAACAACACUUACUCCAAGGAUGCUCAGGCCAUGCUCAUCAACAACGCGCGGUCGUACUGGCCCGACAAGCUCAGCCGCGUCGCCAAGCCCCAUCGCCUCCUCGACAAGGGCAACGGGCCGCUCAUCGCCGUGCGCAUGAACCUGCUGACGCGCAAGUCGCUGGGUGGCAUCGAGACGAAUCUCAGCAGCAACGUUAUGCGCGCGGACGGCACGCCCUUCCCGGGUCUGUAUGCCGCGGGCGAGGCGGCUGGCUUUGGCGGCGGAGGUGUCCACGGGUACAACUCCCUGGAGGGAACGUUCUUGGGAGGUUGCAUCUUUUCAGGGCGUGCGGCAGGAAGAGGAAUCGCCGACGAAGUGUCCAAGGCAUAG
Purpureocillium lilacinum is the source of this 1689-nucleotide messenger RNA. RefSeq lists its product as uncharacterized. Lineage: Eukaryota; Fungi; Ascomycota; Sordariomycetes; Hypocreales; Ophiocordycipitaceae. The record is from RefSeq and is a predicted model, not a curated record. Gene Ontology annotation, molecular function: oxidoreductase activity, acting on the CH-CH group of donors.